Molecule: messenger RNA, 1429 nt
Organism: Durio zibethinus
Lineage: Eukaryota; Viridiplantae; Streptophyta; Magnoliopsida; Malvales; Malvaceae
Product: rubisco accumulation factor 1.1, chloroplastic-like
Cellular component (GO): chloroplast
Source: RefSeq, a predicted model, not a curated record
CAAAGCUCACUUCCAUUUGCUUGCUUUGUCCCUCCUCCUGCAAACCUCAUUUUUCUUCACCAUGCUCUCAUCAACCUCUCUCAAACCCAUUUCCAAUCCCAAAAAUCCUUUCUUUUCUUUAUUCUUAAUCCAAAACACAUCUCUUUUUUCCUUCCACCUUCCUUUCCCCCCUUCUAAAACCCUCCUAAAACCCAUCUCAGCUACUCUUAUCCCUCCCAACGCCCAACCUCAGCAGCAGCAACUUUACCAGCCUUUUAGGCCACCCCCAUCCCCACUCCCUGCCCAAUUCCGUUCACUUGACCCUCAAGCUCGUUUAGAAGUCUUAGCCAACCGCCUUGGCCUUUGGUUUGAAUAUGCCACACUUAUCCCUUGUCUUUACCAGGAAGGUUUUUCUCCUCCUUCCAUAGAAGAAACCACUGGGAUUUCUGGGAUUGAACAGAAUAGACUUAUAGUGGCUUCCCAGGUAAGAGAAUCACUUAUUCAAUCCAAAACUGAUGAAAAUGUUUUAUCUUUUUUUGACACUGGUGGUGCUGAAUUGCUUUAUGAGAUAAGGCCUUUAAGUGCUACACAAAGAGCUGAAGCUGCUCGUUAUAUAGUUGAAAAUAGAUUGGAUGCUAAGGGCGCACAAGAUUUGGCUAGAGCUAUGAAGGAUUUCCCAAGAAGGAAAACGGAUAAAGGUUGGAAAAGUUUUGAGCAUAAGCUCCCAGGGGAUUGUUUAUCAUUUAUGUAUUAUAGGCAAAGCAGGGAACAUAGGAAUCCUUCUGAACAAAGAACUGCUGCUUUAAGGCAAGCAUUGGAAGUGGCUGAGUCUGAGAGUGCUAAAAAAGAGGUGUUGGAAGAGUUGGAAGGUGGGGAGGGUGAAAAAGAAGAGAAAGGAGAUGAUUUGGACUAUGGGGUUCGGGUUCCAAUUGUUAGGAUGAAGUUUGGUGAAGUUGCUGAGGCUACUAGUGUGGUGGUUUUUCCGGUUUGUAAGGCGGAGGAGAAUGACAGAGAGAUUUUGGCAGCACCUUUGGAAUGUAGAAGUGGAGGGGAUUUUGGUGUAGUGGAGGCUGAGAAAGGGUGGAAGAGGUGGGUUGUUUUGCCAGGUUGGGAGCCGGUUGUGAGGUUAAGGAAUGGCGGAGUUGUAGUUGCAUUUGGUGAUGCAAGAGUUUUACCAUGGAAGGCAAAUAGGUGGUAUAAGGAAGAGGAUAUUUUGGUGGUUAUGGAUAGGAAUAGGAAGGAGGUGGAAUUGGAUAAUGGGUUUUACUUGGUGACAGUUGAUGGUGGUGGGUUGAAGGUGGAUAGAGGAUCAGCAUUGAAGGAAAGGGGUGUGAAGGAGAGUCUAGGAACCGUGGUGUUGGUGGUUAGGCCACCAAAAGAAGAAACUGAUGAUCAAUUGAGUGAUGAAGAUUGGGAGUGAAAAGAAUUGAAAGUGAGUUAUGGUGUUUUA